AUGAAUUACUUGUCUACUCAAAAAACGGCAGUAUUCGAUGCUGUGAAAAGAUUUUAUGAAGCCACACACGAGGUGCUCGAGGUUCCAAUUGUGGGCACGUUGAUGGCAGCUCUCCUUUUCAACGUGGAGCCACUCGCGUUUUAUCUGAUCACUGAACGUGCAUCCCAGGCAUUUCUCGAUCCAACCGAGCCUGGCUUGAUUGAGAUCACUUUCGAUCAAUUCUCCUCAAUCAUCCCAUAUGUGAAUGGAUUAUUUCUUGGGACGCUAUCUCUGUCAAUCCUGACAAAUUGCAUCGCCAUCUAUCACUCGGCCAGAAAUAACGAAUUGAUAUCAGCGAUCAGACUGGUGGCCACAGCUGAGAACGUGAAUCGCCUUCUCUACACGAUGAGUCUGGCCAUUGUGAUGGGUUGUUCAUCGCUUAUGAUCCCUGUUUAUAUGCUCAAAAUAUUGAUCGCAUUCACGAUAACCAUCGAUUUCUUCACUUACCGCAAAAUAAAAAAGUGGAAGAAAAAUAAAGUGUCACCGGCGGAGCAGCGUCUAAUGAAACAGAUGAUUCUCAGUUCUGUUAUUUAUUUCUACCAAUAUGUGCUCACAAAUUUGUUGAUCGUUGGGCAAUAUCUAUUCAUAGGCGCUUGGCUUCAAGCAGCUAUUUUUGUGGUUUUCGCUUACAUAACAACAACUCUAUUCACUUUGGGACAAAGCACGAUCAGCAUCAUAUUUCUGAAGAAAACUUCAAGAGACGAUGCCGAACGCUCGACAGCAACACUCAAAUCGAUCACCGUUUCACCGAUCACCAACACACAAAGCACCAAUCGAUUCCCUUCCCGUAUCCGCCAU
Mesorhabditis belari is the source of this 837-nucleotide messenger RNA. NCBI's taxonomy places the organism in Eukaryota, Metazoa, Nematoda, Chromadorea, Rhabditida, Rhabditidae. The record is from the annotation of a GenBank genome assembly.